CGACCGUCCGCACCGGCCUUCCUGGAGCACGGAGAUCAUCCGGACACUGGCCGCAUCUCAUUUUUUCUCGUUGCUGCCCACCCCAGUCGGCACCACUUCCUUCGCCUUGGAUCAUGUUCAAGAAAUUUGACGAAAAGGAAAAUGUAUCCAACUGCAUCCAGUUGAAAACUUCAGUUAUUAAGGGCAUCAAGAACCAACUGAUAGAGCAAUUUCCAGGUAUCGAACCAUGGCUUAAUCAAAUCAUGCCGAAGAAAGAUCCCGUCAAAAUAGUCCGAUGCCAUGAGCAUAUGGAAAUCCUUACGGUAAAUGGAGAGUUACUAUUUUUUAGACAAAGAAAAGGGCCUUUUUACCCAACCUUAAGAUUACUUCACAAAUACCCUUUCAUCCUGCCACACCAGCAGGUUGAUAAAGGAGCCAUCAAAUUUGUGCUCAGUGGCGCAAAUAUCAUGUGCCCGGGUUUAACUUCUUCUGGCGCAAAGCUUUAUCCCGCCGCGGAAGAUACGAUUGUUGCGGUCAUGGCAGAAGGAAAACAGCACGCUCUGUGUGUUGGAGUCAUGAAGAUGUCUGCAGAAGAUAUCGAGAAAGUCAACAAAGGAAUCGGCAUUGAAAAUAUCCAUUAUUUAAAUGAUGGCCUGUGGCACAUGAAGACAUAUAAAUGAGCCUUAGAAGAAAUCCACUUGUGCUAAAUAUGGAUAUUGUGUCGUAUUUGUGUUUUGUGUCUGUGUGUGACAGCAUGGUGACGAUGCCUCUGUGGUUAUGCUGAAUAAAUUCAACAGAUGCCUCAAAAACAAAAAAAACUAGGGUGCKCUUACCACAGAGGAGAAAACAAAUUGGGGGACAAGCAGCAAUCUGCUGCACUUGAAUUUGGAAGGAGUGACUGCACCCUGAGACCCUGGCCAACCUCCACCACCUCUCUGGGCUUCCUCAUUAGGAAGCUUGGAAGCAACUGAGAAUGGGUCUGACAUCAGGAUGUCUACCGGGGGCUCCCGACAAGAGCAGCAACAGGAACUCCCUCCUGCCUUUUCUCCAGUCCUCCAUCUCUUUCCUUCUUCUUYCUCUGCUAGUGAAUUAGGGGUGCCAGUAACCUUGAUUCCUUUGAUAGCAAAGUAGAAUUUCCAGAAUGUACUAGGACCUUGCUAAAGACCAGUAACAGCUGGCAUUGAUUGAGUACUUCUGUGUACCCCACACUGUGCUAAGGACAUUGUAAGGACAGACUCACUCCCAUAGCAGCCCUAUGAGGGAGGUGCUAUUGCCUUUUUUCACAGAUGAAGCUCAGAGAGGGAACUGCUUUCCCUAAGGUUACCUAGCUACCGGUGGCAGAGCCUGUGCUUCCAGCACCAUGGACCACUUCCCACUAAACCUGUAUUAAACCCGUACUCUCUCUGGGUAUCUUUAACCUUCUCUAGAAAAUUGGGGGACUAGGGGAGGCUCCAGUGAGYUCUCUCCAUCAUAAUAUUCUCACCAGUCUGGGGCAGCCUCAGCUGAGCCCCUGGGCCUGAGGGCCUCUGACAGUGCCCACAGCCAUGCCCUCCUCAGUCCAGAGGCUGACAUAUGGGAGGGACAGUCCCGCCCUGGGGAGUGGACUUACCUGGCUUCUCU
This is a messenger RNA of Urocitellus parryii (Arctic ground squirrel), 1599 nucleotides long. RefSeq names its product MCTS family member 2 (gene Mcts2). Gene Ontology annotation, biological process: formation of translation preinitiation complex. Lineage: Eukaryota; Metazoa; Chordata; Mammalia; Rodentia; Sciuridae. Gene Ontology annotation, molecular function: RNA binding. The record is from RefSeq and is a predicted model, not a curated record.